Drosophila sulfurigaster albostrigata is the source of this 2200-nucleotide messenger RNA. RefSeq names its product gamma-aminobutyric acid receptor-associated protein. Gene Ontology annotation, biological process: autophagy of mitochondrion; macroautophagy; cellular response to nitrogen starvation. Gene Ontology annotation, cellular component: autophagosome; autophagosome membrane; cytosol. The record is from RefSeq and is a predicted model, not a curated record. Gene Ontology annotation, molecular function: ubiquitin protein ligase binding; GABA receptor binding. The transcript has a single exon. The coding region runs from base 137 to 511 and encodes 124 amino acids. NCBI's taxonomy places the organism in Eukaryota, Metazoa, Arthropoda, Insecta, Diptera, Drosophilidae.
AUCAUACGUAGUCAGCUUUUUAAGUUCAAAUUUCGAACACAAACAUUCCGAAUAGCAAUCACAAAUUUCGAAGCCAUAUCCGAUAAUAAAACGCAAAUUUAAAUUACUUUUUAUUCAACUUCAAAACAGCCACAAGAUGAAUAUGAAUUUUCAGUUCAAGAAGGAUCACGCAUUCGAAAAGCGCCGUGCUGAGGGAGACAAGAUACGCCGCAAGUAUCCGGACCGUGUGCCUGUGAUUGUGGAGCAGGCACCCAAGACACGCUAUAAUUCGCUAGACAAGAAGAAAUAUCUGGUGCCGAACGAUCUGACAGUGGGACAAUUCUAUUUUCUCAUCCGCAAAAGCAUCAAUCUGCGACCGGAUGAUGCGCUGUUCUUCUUUGUGAACAGCGUUAUUCCACCGACAUCGGCCACCAUGGGGCUGCUGUAUCAGGAACAUCAUGACAAGGAUUAUUUCCUCUAUUUGGCCUAUUCCGAUGAAAAUAUUUAUGGCCAAGAACCGCCGGCAAUGUAGUUCUCCAAUAUGCUGUUAAUUUGUUACUUUCCCUGAUUAAUCGCAUUUGUCGACAGUUACAGAGUAUUAAAAAUGCAUACAUAUGUAAAUCGCAAAUGAAGUAUUACGAUGUUUGACUACGAGUAUUACACAAAAAUGCUGCUACACAUUUCCAGAUGAACCUUCCACACAUCGUGUUGUUUAUAAAUACGAUAGAAUGCUAAUCAAGCGGGCAAAUGCUAAAUGAUUGAAUGGUAUAACUAUAUUUAUAAUGAAUACAACAACAAAAAAGUGACAAAUAAUUUGUGAAUUCAAUUAACGAUUUCACGUGAAUCGCAAAUAUAUCUAUCGAGAGAUUUGCUUGAAUUUGACAACAUUGUUAUAAUACGAGACUUGUCAAUGUUACGCGUGUUUUGUCUGCAAUUGAAUGCGCUUUUAUUUUAGUAUUUUAUCACAUUGGUUGCACAAUAAUAAUAUCAAUGCGAAUAUAAUUCAUAAUUAAUGAUUUGCCCAUGCUUUCAGAUUUACUUUCGGUAGUUUUGGAUCAUUGCACGACACCAUUUUGUUACUGUUAAAUAAUAGAAUUUAGGAAAGCGAUCUUAACAAGCAAUGUGAAAUGAUAACAUACCCCGGAAACUGAGCUUGUACGAAUGCAGCUACAGGCACUUCAUGCAGUGUUGAGUGAUCAGCAUUAUCGCAGAUCAAACGAGCCAUUGUUGCCUUACGAAUUUCCUGAAGUUGCUCCGGUUUAAAUGCAGUUGGAUUAACUUUCUCAUCGUAUUCGUAAAAGUAACGAUCUCCUUGCUUAAAGCGUGCAAAUUGAUCGGCAAUAAUUUCAGCAAAUGUUAUUCCCACAAAGCCAUCCUGAACCGCCUUCUCCAGUAGACCGCCAACCCACAAUUCAAUGUCAUCUGGUGAGCGAUACACCGAUGACAAACGAUCAGCAAUCUGAAAAUAAGUCAAAUAUAUUUUAAGAGUAUUUUAGUUAUCACAAUGAGCACUUACUUCUUUGGGGAAUACACCAAAAUGUCGUAAUUUUGGAGCACCCAUCAACUCCAGAUAAUCAUUGUAGCUGCGAAGUCCUUGAUCACGUCCACGUUGGAUAUUUAAUGCUGCUAAAUCCAAGCCAAAAGGAUUGUCACCGCGGAACAGAUACCUACUAAGCUGUUUAAUUAAAGAUAUAUUUAAAGUAAAUAACUUGCCUUUUUGACAUAAAUUACUUACACCAUGAGUAAUAGAGCUGUCGACCUCCUGCAUGGGCUGAGUGAAAAGUGUUUGCAGCAUAUCAUCAUAGAAGGCGGGUUGACGCAAACGCGAAGGAUUAAACAUAACAUCUGGAAUUUCAAUGCUACCUCCAUUGCGCAAAUGAUAUUUACCAUCAACACUAAAUUGAAAAAUUACAUUUAUAUUUGAAUUUUCAAUUGCUAAAGACUGUUGCACUUACCUCGAGUGACCCAUGCGAAAAGCAGCGCCAGAAAACUCAUUUGUGAUGGCCGGAUUAACAUCAACGUUGUAAUCUGUCGAGUAGCCUUGGUUGCGAGGCACCAAACGGAAGCGUUUCAUUUGCUGUGGUCCAAUCACUGCCGGCAGAUACUCAUUGUAGGUGAUGUGCUGCAGCUCGGCAAUCACAAUGCGUCGUGCCUCUUGAUAGAGCCAUUCAUCGGUUGCCGUUGGAUUCAGUUCCGACAGUAUUUUGGCCACACGAUUAUG